AACAUGGCAGCUUUCAAUCACACCUCAGCCAGCCCUGCAGUAUUCCUCCUGGUGGGCAUCCCAGGGCUGGAACAAGCACACGGCUGGCUCGCCAUCCCUUUGUGCUCCUUGUAUAUUGUGGCAGUCCUGGGGAACUGCACCAUCCUGUUCAUUAUACGGGUGGAUCCAAGCCUCCACCAGCCCAUGUACUAUUUCCUGAGCAUGCUGGCCCUCAGCGACCUGGGCCUGUCAGCUUCCACGCUGCCCACAAUGCUAAGCGUCUUCCUGCUUAAUUCCAGGAAGGUUAAUGCCGAUGCUUGCUUCGCCCAGCUGUACUUCAUCCACACCUUCUCUGUCAUGGAGUCAGCCGUGUUGCUGGCCAUGGCCUUUGACCGCUUUGUGGCCAUUCACAAGCCCCUGAGAUACGCCUCAAUCUUAACCAAUGCCACUGUUGCCAGGAUAGGGCUGGCUUUCAUGGCGAGGAGCGUGCUCAUGGUAAUGCCAAUCCCUGUUCUCCUCUGGAGACUGCGGUAUUGUCUUCCCAAUGUUCUCUCCCACUCCUUCUGCCUGCACCAGGAUGUCAUGAAACUGGCCUGCUCCAACAGGACGAUCAACAGCAUCUAUGGCUUGUUUGUGGUCAUCACCACGAUGGGCUUAGAUGCGCUGCUCAUUGUCCUAUCCUAUGUCAUGAUCAUUACGACUGUGUUGAGCAUUGUGUCCAAGGAGGAGCGCCUCAAGGCUCUGAACACCUGCGUCUCCCACAUCUCUGCCGUCUUGAUCUUCUACAUCCCCAUGAUUGGCAUCUCCAUGAUCCACCGUUUUGAGGAACGUGCCUCUCCCCUCGUCCCCGUCCUCAUGGCCGAUGUCUAUGUGCUGGUCCCACCAGUGAUGAACCCCAUCGUGUACAGCGUGAAGACCAAACAGAUCCGCAGGAGGAUAGCCCAGAGGUUCCAGAGGAAGACGAUCCCAAAUAAAGACUGA
Molecule: messenger RNA, 960 nt
Organism: Trachemys scripta elegans
Lineage: Eukaryota; Metazoa; Chordata; Testudines; Emydidae
Product: olfactory receptor 51G2-like
Exons: 1
Coding region: 4-960 (318 amino acids)
Biological process (GO): G protein-coupled receptor signaling pathway
Cellular component (GO): membrane
Molecular function (GO): olfactory receptor activity; G protein-coupled receptor activity
Source: RefSeq, a predicted model, not a curated record